Messenger RNA from Fusarium sp. VM40, 1020 nucleotides. NCBI's taxonomy places the organism in Eukaryota, Fungi, Ascomycota, Sordariomycetes, Hypocreales, Nectriaceae. The record is from the annotation of a GenBank genome assembly.
AUGUAUCGUACGACUUUGCGAUCGGCCUCACGGCCUGUAAUUGCCAACUUGCGCUCAACCACCAUCCGUGCCGCCCCCCGACGAUUUAACUCGACAGCUUCUCCCGCCGACAAGUCCCGAUCAUGGAAGAGCUCAGCGAUGCGAUUGGGUCUGGCUUUUGGAGCCGUUUACUACUAUAACACAAGCCCUAUCUUUGCCGAUGAGGCUAUCUCAAAAACUAUACCUGCGCCCGCCGCUUUCUCUGACGACGACCUUCCCACAGUUGACUCCAUCGUUGAGGAGAAGCGCAAGCAGAUCAAGGCCAAGAGCGAGAGACCAGAAGGGUCAGGAAAGGCCUCCGAGACUCAACAAUCUAGCACACAGGCUGCCGCCGCCGAUGGCUCACCUGCUGCUCUAGAAGAAGAGGCCGGCCAGCAGGGCGCCUUCAACCCGGAGACUGGCGAGAUCAAUUGGGACUGCCCCUGCUUGGGUGGUAUGGCCGACGGUCCUUGUGGUGAGGACUUUAAGACUGCUUUUAGCUGCUUCGUGUUCUCUGAACAAGAGCCUAAGGGCAUGGACUGUAUUGAGAAGUUCCAGGGCAUGCAAGAGUGCUUUAAGAAGUAUCCCGAGAUUUAUGGCGCCGAGCUCGCAGACGACGAAGACGGCCCCCCAACUCCCGAGUUUGACGAUGAGCAGCCCGCGCCCAGCUCUCAGAGUGCCCCUGCCGUCGACUCAAAGUCCCCACCUAAAGAUUCCUCUACUUCCGCCAAGCCCGACGAGCAGGCCUCUUCACGAGCCACCUCCAACGAAGUUGAGAAGCAAGCCAAUACCACCGACACCCGAAAGGUUCAGGACGUUGCCACUCCCGUAGAGAAGCCCAGCAACCCCGAUUUGUGGCAGGACAUGCACAAGUCCGAUGUCCCCAAGAAGCAGGUGGCCGUCGAGCCCUCCCAGGCCCAUGAUGCUACCGCUGCGAAUGAGGAGAUCAAGAUUAUCGAGAAGCAGGAGGCGGCCAAGAAGGAGGCCGAGAAGAAGCAGUAA